Messenger RNA from Eimeria tenella, 573 nucleotides. Its product is annotated as DNA/RNA non-specific endonuclease domain-containing protein, related. The record is from RefSeq and is a predicted model, not a curated record. The transcript is spliced from 2 exons. NCBI's taxonomy places the organism in Eukaryota, Apicomplexa, Conoidasida, Eucoccidiorida, Eimeriidae. Bases 1 to 573 code for a protein of 190 amino acids.
AUGAGCAUUGAGUACGACGUCAUAGGUUACAGCCUCGUGCCAGUGCCCACCCACCUAUUCAAGGUUGUUUUGGGUGUCAAUGCUCGCAAUUUUGCAAAGGAACAAGUGCGUGACUCCUCGCUAAGGGGUGCGGGUGCGCCACUUAAAUCCCAAGUGCUGUCCUGGCCCGAAAGCCGACCGCCCCCAGCUAUCUUUGGCGCCUUCGUUAUGCCAAACAAAGCCAUGCCCGAUGAUCAGCAUGCUGAACGCUUCAGAGUUCCUCUCAGUUUCAUUGAGUUGACAACAGGCAUUGACUUUGGAGUGAUAAUGGACAUCAUCGAAGUCGCUGAGGGUAAAAGUGUAGAGGCUGUGUUAAGGCAAAGGAGAGUCCUGCGGUCUGUGGCAAGAAGAACGGAGUCAAUCUAUUCGCCCUCAGGCCGUUUUAGGAAGGAGAGCUGCGUUUCGGAGGAAGAGGAGGCCCUAGUACAGAGUGAACUUAAGCUCCUGGAAUACGAUGUCUGCUCUGUAUUCCAUCCCAACCGUAAGGUGCUCAGCAAAAAACGGCACAAGCGAACUUUCUGCAAGUACUCGUGA